UGUAUAGCCUGGAUCCUGUGUUAAAACCUGUGGACUUGCCUUAUUGGCUUCAUAACCUGCUUUACUACCCAACCUGCUCCAGACUUACCUGAACAACUCUACCUACCUGCUUUAUUUACAAACCUGCUCCAUACCAGCCUGAACAACCCUAAAUACCUGAUUGACUUCCAACUGGCUUAAUUCUAUAGUGGGCUUUAAUGUAUUAUUGCUUUGUGGCUACCUGUGCUACUCCAACAUUGGAUUUACAAACAUUCCAGAUUAUAUUGGCAUCUAUCAUAAAAGACCUGUUACUACAGUACAACCUCUAAUCCAAAGAGACUGAACAACUACACACCUAUAUAAGUGAUGAUUCUUAAAGAGGUCUGCAGACCAUCCUCAUUCACGCCCUAACCCAAGGAAUGGAUUCAAUUCACGAAGGUGUCUUCUCCUCCCACAAUGGAAGCCAGCAAAGUGAAACGAUUCCUGAAGGAGAUUAUGUUAGUACUUCUACAAGUGAAAGUAUUUACAUGGAACAGUCUGACGGUGUUCAGAAUGCUGUAACUACCCAGAAUCCACUCAAACCUAAAAAAUGUGACAGGACAUUGUCCACAAAAUCUGGUCAUGGGAGUCAGCAGAGGGCACAUGAAGACGAGAAGCUUUAUAUUUGCUGUGACUGCGGGAAGACGUUUAGUAAUUGGAUGGGAUAUAAUCUGCACCAGCGAACACCAGAUGGAUGCAAACUAUUUUCCUGUAUUGAGUGUGAUAAAAAAUUUACAUGCAAAUCCCACCUUGAAAGGCAUCAACGAACUCACACUGGGGAAAAGCCAUACCGCUGCACUGAAUGCAACAAGAGCUUUGGUCAGAGUUCACACUUGGUGAGGCACGUGAGGAUCCACACUGGUGAUAAACCGUACCUUUGCACUGAAUGCGGUACGACGUUCACUCACAGUGCGCAACUCUGGAGUCACAAAACCGUGCACACAGGAGAAAAACUCUACAAGUGUCUUGAGUGUGGGAGAGGGUUCAGUAAGAGUUCCCACCUUAUCUCUCACAAAAGGAUUCACACGGGGGAAAAACCAUAUAUCUGCCCAGACUGCGGCAAAUGCUUCAUCAACAACUCAAAUUUAACCUUACAUCGGAGAACCCACACAGGUGACAAGCCUUACUCGUGUAGUGACUGUGGCAGAAAGUUCAGCGAUAAGUCUAGUUGUGUCCGCCACAGGAGAAGGCACACUGGGGAGAGGCCCUACACGUGUAAUGUUUGUGACAGACGUUUUAGCAAUAGCUCAAGCUGUAGAAGACACAAAGGCAGGAAGCACUCUUCUUAAGCAUCCAUGUUAAUUUGGUCUAUUUAAAUAAAACCUAUUACAAUUGUCUUUUAAA
This is a messenger RNA of Pelobates fuscus (common spadefoot toad), 1362 nucleotides long. Its product is annotated as oocyte zinc finger protein XlCOF19-like. Bases 399 to 1307 code for a protein of 302 amino acids. The transcript is spliced from 2 exons. Gene Ontology annotation, molecular function: DNA-binding transcription factor activity, RNA polymerase II-specific; RNA polymerase II cis-regulatory region sequence-specific DNA binding. The record is from RefSeq and is a predicted model, not a curated record. Gene Ontology annotation, biological process: regulation of transcription by RNA polymerase II. NCBI's taxonomy places the organism in Eukaryota, Metazoa, Chordata, Amphibia, Anura, Pelobatidae.